Durio zibethinus is the source of this 563-nucleotide messenger RNA. RefSeq lists its product as uncharacterized. Gene Ontology annotation, biological process: regulation of DNA-templated transcription. NCBI's taxonomy places the organism in Eukaryota, Viridiplantae, Streptophyta, Magnoliopsida, Malvales, Malvaceae. The record is from RefSeq and is a predicted model, not a curated record. Gene Ontology annotation, cellular component: nucleus. Gene Ontology annotation, molecular function: DNA-binding transcription factor activity; sequence-specific DNA binding.
GAGAAAAGAAAGAGAGCGAGUACUGAAAGACUAGCUGGAGCAGGAGAGAAAGAUAAAGAGGAUGAAGAACAUUGUUUCCAGAGAGCGCAAGAAGGCUUCUAGCUAUAAGAAGCUGCAAAUGCUUCGUUCCAUCACUAACUCCCAUGCGCACCGUAAAACCUCAAUCAUAUUGGAUGCAACAAAAUACAUAGAAGAAAUGAAGCAAAGGGUUGAAAGAAUUAAUCAAGACAUUGCUAUGGCACAAAACUCAACUUGCCAGAACAGCUAUCCUGUGCAACUAAGGGUUGAAGUUCAGGACCAGGGUUUUCUAAUUAAGGUGUUCAGCCAAAGAUGUUGUCGAGGUUUGCUUGUAUUCAUAUUGGAAGCCUUUGAAGAGCUGGUUCUUGAUGUCCUCCAAGCUAGGGUUUCCUGCUCAGAAUGUUUUCUUUUGGAGGCAGUUGCCGUGAAAGAUGACCAAGGAUCAGAGUGCUUAGAUGCUCAAGAUGUUAAACGAGCAGUAUCACAAGCUAUCCAAAACUGGAGUACUCAAGUUAACGAGCAACAAUGAUGAAGGCAACGCUUAU